AAUGUGUUUCACACAAUGCCAUAAGUAUUGUCGAAGACAUCCAACAAUGGAUGAGACACUUCGGCGUCAAUAUGCAUACCGAGCCCAGCAUUACGUCGGCUCAGCCUAACGUCAACGUUAAGGAGACUGUCAGUGUUUUCAAUCAAAUUGCAGCCCAACGUGAAAAAAAAGGGUCGUCACCAACGGACCCACCGGUAGGUCAUGGGGGUCAGCCACGGGCUCAGACCAAUCAUGAUCUCGAUUCCCGUUCUAUCACUACUACGAGCUCUAUUGAUUCGAGCCAUCAUAACGGUGCCCAUAGGACUAAUAGCCACGACCAGGUCUGA
Oppiella nova is the source of this 326-nucleotide messenger RNA. NCBI's taxonomy places the organism in Eukaryota, Metazoa, Arthropoda, Arachnida, Sarcoptiformes, Oppiidae. The record is from the annotation of a GenBank genome assembly.